AUGCUGAUGCCACAGUCAACUGAGCAGCAUCUCCAUGACACAGUUCCAAAAUAUUGCAGAAAUGCACUUCCUGGAACAUCUGAUACAAAUGUUGUAACUACAGCUCCUUUUUCUAAUCUUCAGUUACCAGGCUCCAAGUAUCAGAGUACCAAUGUUAUACAACUUCGCAAAUGUCCUGCUCCUCUUGCCCCUGAUACACAUAGAAAUCAUCUUCGACAUUCACAAGUUCUAUUAAUUGGCUGUGGCAGCCAAUGCAAUCGUGGUAAUGAAGUUUCUGUAUUUGACACUGCAUCAAAAUUAAAGAAUGGUCUCUCCUACUUCUCCACUUAUGAAGAAGCUGACUCGUUCACGUGUAUGAACUGCUUCAAAUUUCUUCCCAAAAACAUCGAAGAUACUUCAGUGCCUUCAUGGAAUCAAGCUCCAAGGUGCUUACCCCCUGCUUCAAGAUUGGAUCAACUGCAUCCAUUAUUUUCUCCUCGUCCACCAACCUCUGCACAUAGACUGCCAGGUUUACAUCAUCUUCCGGUCUAUUAA
Molecule: messenger RNA, 534 nt
Organism: Coffea eugenioides
Lineage: Eukaryota; Viridiplantae; Streptophyta; Magnoliopsida; Gentianales; Rubiaceae
Exons: 6
Coding region: 1-534 (177 amino acids)
Source: RefSeq, a predicted model, not a curated record